CACCCCCUCCCCAACCUCCUCUCUUCGGCGGCUCGCUUUCCUUUCGCCCUUCGGCGGCCGUGGGAGAGCGUCGUGGAGGAGCCGGGCGGCCCAAGCGUGCGUGCGCGCCCGGUGGCAGGCUUGUCCGGGUGUCGCAAGGCGGCGGUUAGAAUCGACGGUAAGCGAGAGUGGAAGUCGGGGCAGUUGGAAGAGAAGGCGCCGGACCUGAGGAGGCUCACUUGACGUUUGCGGCGUGACGCUUAAAGGCAGAUACAUCUCUGAAUACAUCCCAACUGUUCUAGUGAAGAAGUACAUUAGACGUUUUGUAAUUAUUGAAGGAACUGUCAAGCUCCAGAAGGAAUUAUAUCUGACUGGCAAUUGGCAGGAUGAAGACGGUUGUGAAGAUGGCGUGCCUGAGGAGUUUUAAAAGAUGCAGACCGCCUGAUUGAAAAUGAUACUUCUAUGUUUUAUCCCAUUCAGUUAGGAAAUUGCGACUGCAUCAUAAGGAAAUCAUGAUUACAUUAACUGAACUCAGAUGCUUAGCAGAUGCCCAGGCAUCAUUUCACAUCUUGAAACCGUGGUGGGAUGUUUUCUGCUACUAUCUUACCAUGAUAAUGCUGCUUGUUGCUGUCCUUGCUGGAGCUCUUCAGCUCACUCAGACUAGAUUGUUAUGUUGUCUUCCUUGCAAGCUUGAAUUUGACAAUCAUUGCACAGUGCCUUGGCAUCUGAUUAAAAGCAACAUCAAUGAAUCCUUCAACUCUGCAACACCAGAAAUUCAUCCUCUUCAAAUCCAGAAUUACCUUCAUAGGCAGCAGUAUUCUUACAUUGAUGCCGUGUGUUACGAGAGAGAACUUCAUUGGUUUGCCAAAUUUUUCCCGUACUUAGUGCUUCUCCACACUUUCAUUUUUGCAGCUUGCAGUAAUUUCUGGCUUUACUACCCCAGCACAAGUUCAAGGCUAGAGCAUUUUGUAGCCAUACUUCACAAAUGUUUCGAUUCCCCUUGGACCACACGUGCCCUAUCAGAAACAGUUGCUGAGCAAUCUGUGAGGACUGUGCCAUUCUCCAAAUCGAAAACAUUUCUUCCCUCCCCCAGCAACAUGACAGAGCUGGAGAGCAAGAGGCAAUCAAUGUCCUACUCACAGACUGGACUAGAAACAGCUGGAAGAGAGAGCACUUCAAAUGUUCUUGACCGAAGAGAAGGGGAACAAGCAAAGUCGAUAUUUGAGAAAGUGAAGCGAUUCAGGGUACAUGUGGAGCAGAAAGAUGUCAUUUAUAGAGUGUAUCUAAAACAGAUUGUGAUCAAGGUCAUUGUGUUCAUUUUAAUAAUGAUUUAUGUUCCGUAUUAUUUAACCUUUAUUAACCUAGAAAUCGAUUGUAUAGUUGAUAUUCGAACCUUUACUGGCUACAAGCGAUACCAAUGUGUUUAUUCACUGGCUGAAAUUUUUAAAGUGCUUGCUUCGUUUUAUGUUGUCCUGGUGAUUUUAUAUGGCCUGACAUGCACUUACAGUUUGCUAUGGAUGCUGAGAAGUUCACUUAAACAAUAUUCUUUCGAGAAGCUGAGGGAGCAGAGUAACUACAGCGAUAUCCCUGAUGUAAAAAAUGAUUUUGCCUUUAUUCUUCACCUCGCAGACCAGUACGACCCUCUAUAUUCAAAGCGGUUCUCGAUAUUUCUCUCCGAGGUGAGUGAAAACAAGCUGAAGCAAAUCAGUCUCAAUAAUGAAUGGUCUUUAGAGAGGCUGAAGAGCAAGCUGGUGCGAAACCCUCAAGAGAAAAUGGAGCUUCAUCUUUUUAUGCUUAGCGGCCUGCCUGAUGACGUCUUUGAACUCACAGAGAUAGAAGUUCUAACACUAGAGCUCAUUCCUGAGGUUAAACUUCCACCCUCUCUAAGUCAGCUCUCCAGUCUUAAAGAACUAAACAUUUAUCAUUCAACAUUAACUGUAGAAUAUCCGGCACUGCACUUCCUCGAAGAUAAUUUAAGAAUUCUGCGCCUAAAAUCUGUUGACAUGGGAAAGAUUCCACGCUGGGUAUUCUAUCUAAAGAACUUACAGGAACUGUAUUUGACUGGAUGUUACGUGCCCGAACCCCAGAAUGGCUUCUACAGUGAGGGUUUCCAAGACCUUGUGAAUCUGAAAGCAAUUCAUUUAAAGAAUAGCCUUUCCCGCAUACCUCAGGUGGUUACAGACCAAUUGCCUUCACUGCAGAAAUUGUCUAUUGACAACGAGGGGAAAAAACUGUUAGUGUUGACCAACUUGAAGAAACUGUUAAACCUGAGAAUCUUGGAACUGAUCAGCUGUGAUUUGGAGCGUAUCCCUCAUUCUAUUUUCAGCCUAAACUAUCUGCGUGAAAUAGAUUUGAAAGAAAAUAACCUACGAACGGUAGAAGAAAUUAUUAGCUUUCAGCACCUUGAAAAUCUUUCUUGCCUGAAGUUGUGGCACAACAAAAUAUCUUACAUCCCUGUCCAGAUUGGUACCUUAGCAAACUUGGAACAGCUCUACUUAAAUCACAACAACAUUAAAAAAAUCCCACCACAACUUUUUCUUUGCAAAAAGCUACAUUAUCUGGAUCUGAGUUACAAUAAGCUAACCUCUAUUCCUGAUGAAAUCCAAUAUUUAACAAAUUUGCAGUACUUUGCUGUUACAAAGAAUCAUAUUGAAGCACUUCCUGAUGAAUUAUUCCAGUGCAAAAAGCUACAGCACCUUCUUUUGGGACAUAAUAGCCUAAUGUACUUGUCCCCUCGAGUUGGUGAGCUUUCCAACCUUGUUCAUCUGGAGCUCAAAGGAAACUAUCUCGAGUUACUUCCUGCUGAGCUAGAGGAAUGUAAUUCUCUGAAACGGAGUUGUCUAAUUGUAGAAGAAUGCUUGUUGAAAACACUUCCCCUUCGAGUAACAGAGCAUAUACAGAUAUGCUUGGACAAAGUUUGAGAUUGAGAAAUGUUGUGUGUAUGUCGACAAAAUCAUGGUUCAAAGAAACAUAUAGAUGAAAGAAGAGCAACACAGGUCUGCUCACUGACUUCAGCUUCCUGAUAAUAAAUCAACAUUAAAAUCCCAAACAGAAACAUAGACCUGGCAAGUAACUACAUGCAUUUCAUCCAAACCUCAAAUUAAUGUGCAGAAAAUUAAGUGGUUGGUGUAAUCAGUACUUAAGUGGCCGAGAUUGAAUAACAUUAUUCAGGUCUAGAAAAGUUUUUUUUUUCUUUUCUUUAAAUGGCAGUUCUUAAAUAGUUGUAAGGACCAACUAAUACAUUUUCCAUAUCUUUUACUGUUGGCACAUAUAUAGAGGGAAAGAGAGACUAUUCGUAAAACCUUCCCUAUAUAAAAUCUGUUUCAGAACUAAAUGUUCACCUGUGUUUUUGAAAUAUAGGAGUGCUUCCCCACAUAGGCAUAAUGAAAUUUCAUUGGGAUGCUAUGAACUAUGUCCAGAUUAUGGUACCAAAGUUCAUGAAAUCCAGACUCCCAGUAAUUUUUGCUGCUUUAACACUGGAGUUAAUUAUGUAUACCUAAAGGAAAACAACUGGACCUGAUAUAAAGGUAAAAUCAAAUCUUAGAGAACUAUGCAAGUGGUAAAAUUCAACAUGUCACUUUUUUACUAUACUAAUAUAUUUGCUUUUACUAAAAGAAAAAGGCUAGCGCUUUAAUUUUGAGCAACAAUAGUUAUGUAAUAUGCAAUAUAGAGGGUCUCUUCUUUUAAAAACCUGGCUAUUUAUUUUUUUCUCCCCAAUUUUUGGUCCACCAUACUAAAGAUUUUAAAGAUGUCCCUCAAGUUACAAGUAAUUGUAGAAAUAGCAUUUUAAGCACUUAAGAAUAUAGAGUGUAGCAAAAUAUUUAAUGAAAAGCACAUGAAUGCAUAAAACUUAUAUAUUUCUCUUGUUCAGAAAUGUCCUUUGAAAAACUAACAUAAGGCAGAAUUUUCCUAUAACCUCAUUCCUUAUUUUCACUAAAACAGGAGGAAGUUUAUUUACACCUGUAAAGCUGAGUCCUAACUAAUAUUUUCUAACUUUAAGGAACUAGGAGAAUUUCUGUGAUAGCAUAUUGAGUAGCAAAGGAAGACAGGAGGAAAAAUGAUGAAAAAUGACCCUUUUAACACAGUGUUUUCGCUCCUUGGCAAAUUGAAAGUGAGUGAACUUCAAUUCCCAGAAUUCAUAGCAAUGGCUAUGCUGGCUAUGCAUUUCUGAGAGUUGAAGUCCAUAUGUCUGAAAUUGCAAAGGUUGAGAAACACUGGUUUAACAGAAACCUCUAAUAGACUGAAGUGUUUUUUCUGUGAAUGGAAAAGCAAUUCCAGGAAACUCGGGAUUCAAUCCGUGGUUAUUUUGAUGCAUUUCAGUCUUGUUUGGGCACAUCAUCUUUAUUAUGGCUGUGGUACUCUUGUAUGGGGACUUGGGGGGAGGGAUUUUGGCUUCUGUUGUAAAAAUGCAGUAAUUUGAUCGCAUGCUUUCAGAGAAAAUGAAUCUUUUACUUAUGUAUGAUAUAGUUUUAUAAUCCACUAUCUUCAUCAUGUGCCCAGUUUUGUGAUUGAAUUGAAUGAGAUACUGGAAAUGUUGGGUUUUUUAAUAUAAAUUUUUGAUUGCUUCUUUAAAUGCAGCACACUUGUUUUAAUGAUGCCAUAAAUUUGAGUUGUUUAUUAAGUGAAAAUUUCUCAUUGUUCAUGUUAUGUCCAUCUGAAGAAUUACAUUCCAAAGAACUUUCAGAGUAACUCUCAGGGAACACACACAUGUGUUGUCGUUUUAUGGGUUUGAUGCAACUCAACAUUUCCCCAGCUUUUUUUAGUUAAAGGUACAAUUUAUUAUACAGGUACCUUUUUUGCAGUAAUUUUAUUAAGGACAAUAAAAGAUGAUACAAAGUU
Molecule: messenger RNA, 4818 nt
Organism: Thamnophis elegans (Western terrestrial garter snake)
Lineage: Eukaryota; Metazoa; Chordata; Lepidosauria; Squamata; Natricidae
Gene: LRRC8B
Product: leucine rich repeat containing 8 VRAC subunit B
Exons: 6
Coding region: 492-2900 (802 amino acids)
Molecular function (GO): protein binding
Source: RefSeq, a predicted model, not a curated record